Lycium barbarum (goji berry) is the source of this 901-nucleotide messenger RNA. Its product is annotated as protein C2-DOMAIN ABA-RELATED 7-like. The coding region runs from base 103 to 597 and encodes 164 amino acids. Lineage: Eukaryota; Viridiplantae; Streptophyta; Magnoliopsida; Solanales; Solanaceae. The record is from RefSeq and is a predicted model, not a curated record. The transcript has 3 exons.
CACCUUCAUAUGUUGUUGUGACGCAUACUAAUUAAGUUCAAAUUUGCAAAACCAUUUUGAUUUUCCAGUACUCUUUUGUUAGAAAAAGAAAGAAAGGAAAUAAUGGAGAUGUUGGGACUUCUUAAAAUUAGGGUGCAGAGAGGCAUCAAUCUGCCACUCAAGGAUACAUUUCAUAGUGAUCCUUAUGCUGUUGUCACCAUGGGUGAACAGCGAGUGAAGACUAGUUGCAAGAAGAACAACUGCAACCCUGUUUGGGAUGAUGAAUUGACGUUGGCAUUGAAAUAUCCAAAUGUUCCAAUUGUUUUAGCUGUGUAUGACAAAGAUACAUUCAGUAAAGAUGACAAAAUAGGGGAAGCGGAGAUAGACAUAAAACCAUAUCUUGAAGCUAUGGAAAUGAGCUAUGAUCAGGACCUUCAAGAUGGUGUCAAAAUUGGCAGAGUUCAACCAGACAGAAAUAAUUGCUUAGCUAAAGAAAGUUGCAUUAUAUGUGAAAAUGGAAAAAUAAUCCAAGACAUGGUACUUAUGCUGCAAAAUGUUGAAUGUGGUGAAGUAGAAGUGCAAAUUGAAGUGAUCCCUAAAAUGCUCUCUGAUGACUAAGCUAAUUCUUUAGUAGAUUAAGCUCGGCGAAUCAGAAACUAUUGUAUUUUUUCUAUAACAGCACUCUCCCAUGAUUUCCACAAUAAUGUUUGCUUAUGAAACUUUUUUUCACGUAGUUCUGGUCUCUUGUAAUACAAGUCUUGGGUGAGGCUAUCGUUCUAACUGAUAUAUGGGAAAACCUUAGUUUGGAUUUGCCACAGGCUUUAUGUAAUAUCCAGGGGACAUCCUAUAGUUUUUUUUUUCGUUGUUGUAAUAAAAUUACUGUAUCGGACGAUGGAGUUUAAUGCAAUCCCAAUUUUAUCUA